AUUGUGUGAUAUCAGACAAUUCUUAAAUAAAGGUGACACAUUGAAGUGGGUGAAACCCAUUUGUUGUCACAAGCAAUAGAUAGUGUUAUCUAGUUAACCAAACUAAUUAUAAGGAGCUGCUCUUGAAAAGUUGAAAUGCCUCAGAACAAGCGAUAUAUUUAUGUAAAUGCCUUCGAAGGUUUGCCAAAAUUGACAGACUUUGAGUUGAUCACAGAGGAUGUUCCUUCACUUCAGUCAAAUGAAGUCUUAUGUGAAGCCCUAUACUUUAGUGUGGAUCCUUAUAUGAGGGCCCAUAGCAAUUGGAUGACAGAAGGACAGACUAUGAUUGGUACUCAGGUGGCAAAGAUUGUGGAGAGUGCCCAUGACAAGUUCCCUGUGGGUUCUCUGCUGUUUGGUGACUUUGGCUGGCAGCUAUACACAGUUUGUAACCCUGGUGUGACUCACAGUUGCUUCGACCGUCGCAGUCCUCAGCUGCUGAGUGAUCUCAACCACUUCCCAGCCAGCCUCAGUCUCGGUGUCCUCGGCAUGCCCGGUAACCUUGCAUACUGUGGGCUGCUGGAGGUAUGCAAACCUGAGACUGGCGAGGUGGUAGUAGUGAGUGGUGCAGGGGGUGCAAUUGGCAGCAUUGUUGGACAAAUCGCAAAGAUCAAAGGGUGCAAGGUGGUGGGUAUCGUAGGGUCUGAGGAGAAGAUGGCUUGGAUCCAAGACGAACUGGGGUUCGACGCUGCCAUCAACUACAAGACCUCUAAUGUGGCAGAGGCUCUGCAAGAGGCGGUGCCAGAGGGAGUGGACUGUUACUUUGAUAAUGUAGGAGGGGAAACAAGUUCUGCUGUUAUUGCCCAGAUGAACAUGCACGGUCGUGUCGCCUGUUGCGGUGCUAUUGCUAUUUACAACGAAGACGGCAAUCUUCCCUCCAAGGUAACACCCAUCCAGCUUCCUAUCAUCGCCAAGGAGCUCAAGAUAGAGGGAAUCACAGGUCGCAGGUUUGCCAAGCGAGCUGACGAGUCAUUUAAAGUGCUCACCAAGUGGCUUGUAGAGGGCAAACUGCACUACAAGGAGACAGUAUAUGGAGGCUUUGAGAAGCUGCCAGAGGCGUUAAUCAGCAUUCUGAAAGGAGAAAACCUAGGGAAAGCGAUUGUCAGAGCAUAGUACUCAAAAUACUGGCCAUACUGUAUUUAAAAACUUUGAUUUUGUGUUCAUGAUUGCUUAUUUUCAAUGUUAAACUAUUAUAAAUAACUGAGACAAGAUGAUUAGUUUGAAUUAAAAUUAAGGUACCAAUUAAUUGUUAUUAUUGUUAU
Homalodisca vitripennis (glassy-winged sharpshooter) is the source of this 1298-nucleotide messenger RNA. RefSeq names its product prostaglandin reductase 1-like. The transcript is spliced from 10 exons. NCBI's taxonomy places the organism in Eukaryota, Metazoa, Arthropoda, Insecta, Hemiptera, Cicadellidae. Gene Ontology annotation, biological process: prostaglandin metabolic process. The record is from RefSeq and is a predicted model, not a curated record. Gene Ontology annotation, molecular function: 15-oxoprostaglandin 13-reductase [NAD(P)+] activity; 2-alkenal reductase [NAD(P)H] activity. Gene Ontology annotation, cellular component: cytoplasm. Bases 136 to 1149 code for a protein of 337 amino acids.